UCCACAAAGUUCACGGCCUCCACCAUGUUCUCAAGAGCGCAGCGGACGUCGUCCGGCAGCAUGCCGGGAUGGAUGUCCAGUCCGACAGGAGAAACGCCGCCAACUAGCGCUCGUGGUCGAAAGGGUGGGGGACGUGCCCACACGUCGAGCUUUGGCGACCCGUCGCAGCCGUCGUGGCUCAAUGAAACCACGCCACGCGCGGCUCCGUCGGUAACGUCGUGGACUGCAACCGGCGAAGGCGACCCGCUCUUGCCGAACAAAGACACCUACGUGGACAUUGGUUUGACCCGCCGCCAUUUCAAAGGUCCUUUGGGCAAGCGAUACAGCACGGACAUGCUGUGCUUCCUCUUAUUCGGUCUGUACAUGGUUGGCAUGGUUGCGUUGGGCAUCGUGGCCUUCGUUCAGGACGGGUUGUCGGACAAGGCGAUCUACUUGACCGAAGGCGUCGAUUUCCAAGGACACGGCUGUGGUUCCAACGGCGCGGUGUUCUACCCCCAUUACCAGUCUCAUCCCGACUUUGGCAUUUGCGUGUCGGAGUGUCCGAAUGAAACCAGCCGCGUCCAAGUGACGUUGCCGGUGCUUGCAUCGUUAUCGUCGAAUGCGUCGAACGUGAUUGGGGCCACCAACAUGGAUGCUGCCAACGCCACCACGUCCUCGACCACCGUCAUGCGCACAGUGACUUUCCCAGGAUACGCUACCAUCAAGCAGGGCUACGUGUGUGCUCCCGUGGGUGCGCUGGACGCCGUCGUCGCCGACACGACGCAAUUGAACGACGUGUUUGGGCUGUACAUUGGUGCCAUUCGUGAGAACUGGGAACCGUUGCUGUAUUCCGCGGGCACUUGCCUUGGGCUGGCGACUUUGUACCUGAUCCUGCUCCGCUUUGGCGGGUGCUUCAUCCUGGGGCUGUCCGUGGUCGCCUUCCAGGCCGCCCUCGUCGCCGCCGCCGUCUACAUCUGGUCCUUGUCCACCAAUGAUACGCUGGACCGCCACGCGCAGAACAUUCUUUUGAUCGCCGCCGUGUUCCUCGUCUGCGGGGCCAUGGCGUACUUCUUGGCCGUGGUCGUGCUGGUGCAGCGUUUGCUGUUGGCUGGCAAGUACCUCGUCUUUGGAACGCGCGUAUUUUCCCAGAUGAACAAGAUGGUACUGAUCCCGUUCUUGUACUCGUUUGCGCUGGUGGCGGCGCUGGCGUGGGGUCUCGCGGUCACCGUGUGCCUCUUCACGGCCGGCACAACGAUCGACGUCCCAGAAACCAUUCCCGUCGAGUCGACACAUGCACCAGUGACGGUGCUGGUGCGGUCGUUCGAACGAGAUAGUACCCUUCGGUGGCUGUUUGUGUACCAUGCAUUUGGCAUGUACUGGCUCGUGUCGGUGCUGCUGGCGCUGGUAGACAUGACGGUGGCCAUGGCCGUGGCGGUGUGGUACUUUACGCCCACGGACCGCCAGACCAAAGCCAAGGCGUUCGACGUAGCUGACCCGGUGCAGUUUUCGAUUUCAACGAUCCUCAAAUACCACGUGGGGACUGCCGCGUUUAGCGCGCUGGUGGUGGCGCCCGUGCGCUACAUACGCAACUUUUUCAUGUACAUUGACGCCAACAAAGAGGUCGAAGCUGGCGGCAACUGGUUCAGCCAGCUCAGCUCGACGCUGUGCUGCGUACGUUGGUUUUCCAUGCUGUAGAAUUCAUGUUAUUAUUAUUGUUAUAUUCAGGUUGGGACUGUUUGUAGUGCUGCAUCUGGUGCUUCAACCAAUUCAUCGUGUUUAUCUGCAAAGAAUCGUACUUUGUCACAGCGAUCGAAGGCACGAGCUUUUAUAGCGCCGCCAGAGUCGCGCACGGACUCAUCACAUCGCACAUCCUUCGCGUCGGAGCGAUCAAUCGCAUCGGAAAUGCCAGUGUCUUGCUGGGCAAACUCAUCAUCUGCAGCGCGACGUCUGCGAUAGCGUGGACGAUGCUCGUGGACAAGGCGGCGCUGUCGGACGUUGUUGUGCCCAUGACUGUGAUCGUGCUUGGGUCGUAUGCGAUUGCCCACACGUUUAUGACGGUACAGAGUCGAUAUAUAUAUAUGUUGUGACCUUGCUUGUCGUAUAUAUAUAUAUUUAUAUAACUAUAUAUAUUGACCAUGCCGCGAUUAUAUUGUUUGAUCAUAUGUAGCUGUACGAAACGACGAUCAACGUUCUGUUGCUGAGCUUUGCCAUGGACGAAAGCAUGAAUGGCGGCCGCAAUCGCGCUGAAUUUGCCCAAGUCGAUUUUACCAAGUCAGUGAACGACAACUUGCGGCCAAAAUGGCAAACGGUGUUGUAACAUGGCCGUCAAGAUGGGAGUUUAUUGCUGUGGAUCCUUGGAAUAGUAGUUCGGCCGCCUUGCGUCGUUGCCUACGAUCCAUUUUGCAUCAUUCCGUAGCCAUGCAAUGCAGUCUCUAACGUGCCCUAUAUAUGUGGUCAUAACCGUGUCACACAUAAUAAUAAACGUUAUACCUUUGAUGUGUGUGAAGAAG
This is a messenger RNA of Aphanomyces astaci, 2489 nucleotides long. RefSeq lists its product as hypothetical. NCBI's taxonomy places the organism in Eukaryota, Oomycota, Saprolegniomycetes, Saprolegniales, Verrucalvaceae. The record is from RefSeq and is a predicted model, not a curated record. Gene Ontology annotation, biological process: transmembrane transport. Gene Ontology annotation, cellular component: membrane. Gene Ontology annotation, molecular function: transmembrane transporter activity. The transcript is spliced from 6 exons. The coding region runs from base 25 to 1674 and encodes 549 amino acids.